Myotis daubentonii (Daubenton's bat) is the source of this 8929-nucleotide messenger RNA. RefSeq names its product WD repeat domain 87 (gene WDR87). The record is from RefSeq and is a predicted model, not a curated record. Gene Ontology annotation, molecular function: protein binding. NCBI's taxonomy places the organism in Eukaryota, Metazoa, Chordata, Mammalia, Chiroptera, Vespertilionidae.
AUGUCUUCCCCCAGACUCAUUCCCCUGUGGAAGGAUUUUAAAUACCUCAUAAGUGACAUACCUAAAAGCAAGGAAAAUUUAGAUGAUUCAAAGAAUGAUGUAGUUGUGCUGAGUGACCGGUCUGAGAUACUAUUCAAAGAGUCUCGUCAUCCUCAGAAUAUGCCAUUUAUAUGCUAUUACUUCAGUGAUGCCGACUUCUUUGCCUCCCUCUCAUGGGUGACAAGCACAAAAGAAAUACAGGCUGUAGUAUGGAUGAAGAGCAAAACUGAGGACAUGGUCGAGAAGAGAACAUUCUCCAUGACUGAACGAUUGCCGCCCAUCCAGUGUAUGGUACACACAGGUUCCUUUCAUAACCUUGUGGCCUACUGUGGUGACUUGCUUCUGCGGCUCUUUGGGGACCACUUUCGGUCAUUCAAACCCCUGGGUAUAGUGCCUUGCCGCUUUAACAUCAACUGCCUCUGCUAUGACCCAGAAAUGAAGAUGCUUCUGUCAGGUAUCCUGGGGGCAGUGGUCACCUGGACCAUUGAGCAAAGUGGCAGGGGCCUCCAAGUUGCCCACAUGGUUUCCAUGCCUGGUGAUGAACUUGUCCAGGACAUCAUAUUGAAUGGCCCCAGUGGCAACCUCCUAGCCCUGUGUGAGACUGUGGUGAGGGUCCUUGAGCGCCAGGGCCUGAGCCAGCUAGGAGAAGUGAAGAGGUUCACUUCUACCACUAGUGGCUCAUCUAUCACCUGCUGCUUCACCUGUUUUGAUCAGGGCUUUCUCUAUGCUGGAAAUAGGACUGGGUACAUCCAGGUAUGGAGCCUCAGUCAGAGCUACUCUUUCCACAGUUUCAAGGCCCAUUCUUCAUCAGUAAUAUGUAUCUGCAGCCGGCCAGAAGCCCACACCCUGCUAACAGCUGGUAAGGAGGGUUUCAUUAAGGAGUGGAGCCUUACUUCUGGGAACCUGCUGCGGCAACUAGAACUUGGCGAGGAAUUGUAUCGACUCCAAUUUAUUGAUAACAUUACUUUCUUCUGCCAAACUGCCCAUACUUUCUCCUUGCGCCGUCUGUCCUGUUUCUAUAGCCUCUUCAAUGUUUGUGGCUCUGCUCCAGAGCAGGUUCGUCGGGUCUGCUGUGGUAAUAACUGGUUCCGGAUCCUAUGUACUACGGAGGAUGGCUUGUUACGCUUUGUGUCCCCAGUAACAGGGGAGCUUCUGGUUCUCACCUGGCCCUUCUCAAUCCUGGACCAGGCUGUGGAUUGGGCCUAUGACUCAGAUAAAGAGGAACUCUUUGUAGCAACAGGGGGCUCAGAGGUGCUGGUCUUUGACACAACCCGCUGCCCUUGCCCAGCCAAGUAUCUUUUAUGCACCUCACCAAAUUCUCAGGACUCAGUACAAUGCAUGGCUUAUGGGCAUUUCCACCUGGGUCGGGGCCUAGAAGGACUAAUGUUUUCUGGAUACCAGAGUGGUAUGAUAAGAGUCCUUUCCCAGCACAGCUGUGCUCGAAUAGAGAAAUUCAUGCACUUUGGGGCUGUAUUGGCCCUCUCUACACUGCCUGGAGGGCUUUUAGGUGGCCGAGAAAACUCUUUGCUUUGUUCUUAUGGAAUGGAUGACUACAUACGCCUAUCAGAAACUGUGCUUAAUGGGACUAGAGUACACCUGCGUCCUCUAGCUAGCAUUCUCAGCAGCUGUCACCUAAAACACCUGAUACUCUUGCCAAAGUCUGUGGGUGCCAUCACAGAAACUAACUGUCUGCGUCUCUGGAAAUUCCAUGAUUUUCUGCCCUCUGAGACACAUGCAAAGUUUAUAGAGACGUUGCCUCUGCAUCAGUAUGCAAUUACUUCCUUUGAUGUAUGCCUGACCUUGAGUCUUUUUGUCACAGGUAGUAUUGAUGGCUCUGUUCGAAUAUGGAACUUUCAUGGUGGACUUGUAGCCAUGCUGGACUCAACAUUGCAUUUUGGUCCACUCUGCUUUGCAAAUGAUCGGGGUGACCUGCUUGUGACUUUCAACCAGAGUCUUUAUCUGGUAUCCUGUUUAAAACUACUUCCUCCAACCCUGUUGGUUCGCCUUUCCUUUAUGAGCAUCACAGAUGACGUGCUAGAAAUCCCUAAGCCUUUCAUACCAAGCUUCUUCUUCUCCUUUGAGACCAUAUUUGUGCCCAAGUAUAUCUACCUUGGACAAGGGCAACAAGUAUUAGUGGGUUUGGAGAAACUUGUCAAUAAGCGAGCCAUUGCCUUUGACCAUACUGUGCCACAUGUCAUAGAAGACGAUGAGCAAGGAAGCUCCGUAUUACUGUCUACCUCAAGACCUGGUUCCUUGAAAAGGGAAGACACUGUUAAACGCUUGAGCAAAUCUUAUCCCCAUUAUGUGGUUCCUCCCCAACUACAGUUGACUGCCUGGGAUGGACUCAACCCUUAUCAGAUACUGAAAUGCUACUUUGGUCAUGGGCGGAAAUGGCCCUUUGCUCCUGAUUGCUAUAUCCCCAACUCAGUGAUUCGUGCCCGUCUUUGGCCAGAGGGCAGCCCAAUAUACCUACAGUGCAACCUUCAUUCACCCAUACGGAAGUUGGAAUGGGACAAGUCUCAACAAUUCUUCUGGCACGGUAAGGUAAAACCUAUACAUGAUGUAAAAGAACCACAGGAAAAGGAAGAUGAAGACUUCAUAAAAAGGAGAAUGUCCAAGGACAUAACUUAUAGUGUCCUUACAGACACAACAAACCGUAGUUGGCUGGGAAAAAAGAUGAAUGAAGUAGCUAUUAAUAGCUUGAUUGAGACAAUCCUCAACAUUAUGAUUUAUGCUCCUCCUCCAUUGAAGUACCAACACUGUGUUAGUGCACUAGGGCAAAUCUUUGCUUCUUACCAAGUGUCUGCACCCCUGCGCUCUGAAACAGCCCAUCGUCUGCUGGAUGAUACAACCAAUUCUAAUCCACUGAUCCGAGAGCUAGCCUGGGAAGGGCUGAAUCGUCUAGGAAUUAUCACUCAUCUCUUUGCCAUGGCUCUGGCCCAAGGGUUAAUGGACAAGGACCAAAGAGUGAGGAAUAAGGCACUGAACCUCAUGGCUGACACUGGAAUCCACUCUAAGACUUCACUCUUAAACUUGAUCCAGAAUAGAGAUACUUUCCAGGGGAUGCAGCAGGAAAUGAUUGGUGAAGAAAGCCUGGACAGUCUGCUGGGGAUGCGUGUCACAGAUCUCCAAAUUCUUCAUACUCAAGUGGAGCAGCGAUUAAAUGAAAACCUGACCUUGUCACAUGGAGAUGAAAAGCCUUUUUUUUCUUUAGAUGUCUCAAGGAUUCCUAAAAUAAUAGCCGUUCUUGAUGAAUCUGAUAUAAUUCCAGACGAACCUGAAGUUGUCAUCAAGCCCAGCAAAGGCCACAGACGGGGCCGGGCAGGGGGAAGAAAGCAUGCCCAGAAGAAGUUGAAAGAGACUGGCACAGAGCCAAGUCCCUUAGAAGGUGAAAUUGAUCAGAGUAAAGUUGCACCAAUUGAGAUGGAGGAUACAGCCAUCUAUUUGAGUUCUCCAAUUUCUAAAGAUGCUGAACAACAGCCUUCAGAGAAAGAUAUCUCAAAGGAUGUCGCAAUGACCCUGAAAAUGCUAAGGAAAAUACAAGACAAAAUAGAAAAGAAAACAGCUCAGAAACAUAUAAAGAGGCAUAAAAAAAAGACAAAGCAAGCUGAAGUUAUAAUUGAGGAACCUCUGCCUGAUGUAAAGGAAGAACCAGUUGUGAAGAAGGUGCAAGACAUAGGGCGGGGUGCCUUUGGAACUCCUGGCCGCAGGGCUACCCCUGGAGAUGGCUCAUCCUGGCGAGAUGAUCUAUGUCGUCUUAUGACCCUGAGGAUAUCUGGUUCCCAAACAACAAUGUUGGAAUCUCUAAACACUGAGUUAGUAACCAUGGCUCAGAAGGUGCUGGCAGAUAAGCGCCCCAGCUGGGAGCUCUUUCAGAAGAUCUGUCCCCUGGUGAAGAAAGAAAGUGAAGUUCUGCUUGAGAACCUUGACUGGGAUGCAGCUUGGCCAGAGGAGAAACCAAUUUUUAUUCAUGAAGCAGCAGUUAGAGAGGACAUGGUGAGCAGGGACAGUAAAGAAAUACCAGAGGGGCAGGGUCAAGUACAAAAGGAAGCAGGGGAUAUACAGGAAUUACAGGAAAUCCAGGUGAUUUCCAAAAAGGGGAAGAAAAAGAAAGUUAUUUUUUUAGAACCAGGUGACCUAAUCAAGGGGAAACUAAUGCUGAAGCAAGAAGAUAAGAAAACCAUCUAAGAAGCCCUCUGUGCAAAAGAGGAAAGUAGUCAGAAGGAAAUAAAAGUGGAUAAAAAAGAGAAGAAAAUGACCACAAGAGAGUGGGAUGUGAGGUCUGAAGUGGGAGAAAUGGCCAAACUAGAGGAGAAAGUAGUUGAGCAAGAAGUAAGACCAGUUAUGGAUAAGAAGCAGCUGUCCUUUCAGGAAUGGAAAGAAUCCUGGGAUCAGUGGAAACAGGCUCAUGGUGAGACAAAGAUAUCCUGGAAUGAAUGGAAGAAGACUUGGGGAAAGGGAGACUCUUGAGGAAGAGGAGACAACUACAAGAGGACAAGAGAGAAGCUACCUCUAGAUGAGGAAAAGCUGGCUGGCGAAAAGAGGAAGCUGGGAUGGGAUGAGGGAGCACAUGUCUGGGAAACUAUGACAGACAUGUCCAGGGAGCAAAAGUUCAAGGAUGAAGAGGAAUUGAGCCUGGAGAUAGAAGAAUUGUCUCAGGAAAAAGAAGAAAAAGGAGAAGAAGAGCUGUUGACAGAAGAGCAGAGACAGAUCCAGAAAGAAUAUAAACAGCCCAGGUUGAGAAGAAACGAACCCAAGCUGAAAGAAAACGAGCCCAAGAAAGAGAGGAAGCUGGCACAAGAAGAAGAGAGGCUGGCACAACAAGAGGGAAAGCUAGCUCAGGAAGAGAGGAAACUUGCCAGAGAUCAUGGGAAACUGAUUCAGAGAGAUAGGAAAAUGGCCCAGGCAGAGAGGAAGCUAGUCAAGAAAGAGGAAAAAUUGGCCCAAAGAGCAGUGUGGCUAAGCAGGGCAGAGAAAUUGGCCCAGAAUAGGACGAAACUGGCCAGAAAAUUGGAGAAACUGGCUGGCAAAGAAGAGAAAAUAGCAAAGAAAGGAGGGAAGCUAGCUGAGGUUAAAACUAUAUUAGUCCCAAAAAUGGAGGAAGUGAUCCAAAAGGAGCAAGAUCUGGCAUGGCAGGAAAAGGAGCUAACCCAGGAAUUGGAGGAGAUGACAUGGGAAGAGGAGGAAAUGGCUUGGAAAGAAGAGCAACUAAAUCAGGAAGAGGAGGAAUUAGCUAACGAAGAGGAGAGACUGGCUCAGAAGGAGAAGACACUGGCCUGGAAAGAGGAUCAACUGGCUAUGGAAGAUGAAAAACUGAUCCAGGAAGAAGAGCUGGUGAUCCAGGAAGAGAAUAAACUGGCUGAGGACAAAGAAUUUAUGCCUGAGGAAGAAGAAAGGCUUGCCCGGAAAAGGGAGCAAUUGAUGGAGAAUAAGGAAAAAAUGGCCCAGGAAAGGAAAAUUUUGAUCCAGAACAAAGUGGAACUUGCAAACAAGAAGAAAAUACUAGCCAAGAAGACGACGACUCUGGAUCAGGAGAAGAAGAAGCUGGGUCAGGAGAAGGUAAAAUUGAUUCAUAGAAAAGAGAACUGGCACCAGCUUAAAGAAAACCUUUCCCAGAAAAAAAAAGAAUUAGUGCAAGUAAAGGAGAAACUGGACACGUACAAAAAAAAAUUGUUUCAGGUAGAGGAGACGCUGGUGAAGGAAAAGGAGGAAAUUUCCCAGAAGAAGGAGAAACUGGCCAAUGUAGAGAAAAAACUGGCCCAAGUAGAGGAAAACCUGGCUGAGAAACAGCAGAAGCUAGCCCAGGACAAAAUGAAAUUCACUAUCGAGAAGAAGGAAGUACUUCAAAAACUGAACCUGCUCAGUAGAGAAGCUGAUAUUACUAAGAAAGAAAAGAAAUUUGGCAUGACAAUGAAGAAACUGGCCCAGGAGAAGGUGAGACUGGUUGAAGAAAAGGAAACUCUCUCAAAGGGAGAGAUUCAAGAAACCUCAACACAGAGGAAACUGAAUAAGAAUGAAAUAGAACUACUUAAAAGGAAAUUGUCACUAGUGGAGAAGAUACUGGCAUAUGAAGAUAGGAUAUUGGCCACAAAACAAAGUAACAUUGCCAAAGAAAAAUUAGAACUUGCCAGAGGAGAGAGAGUUUAUGCCCAGGAAGAAAGGAAGCUAACCAAAGAAAUAACAAAGUUGACUAAAGGGAACAUUUUCAAGAAACUGUCAAAAAUGAGCAAAACAAUCAUAAAGGUACUUCAAAACCUUAUCAAAAAAGAAAGGAUGGUAACCCAGGAAGAAACACAGAUGACACAGAUAACAAGGUCAUUCUUGGAUCAGGAAAGAAUACUGAACAAAGAACAAAAAGAACUUGAUGCCAGGAAGUUGGAUAUUUCUGAGAAACAAUCAGAAAUGACCCAAGAUGAGGAGAAACUGGCUAGGAAACAGAGAAAACUGGCCAAAGAAAUAAGAAGAAUGAUAAAGAAAGAGAAAAAAAUAACUGAGGAGGAAAACAGACUAUCCAGGCAACGGAGACAAAUCAUGAAGGGAGAAGAGGAGGCAGGAACAACAGAGGAAGAAGAAGAAAUGUCAUUUCUUAAACAAAAGCAAAGUAAAAAAAAACCACUAAAGAGAGUUAAAAUGUCACAAGAAGAAUUUCCCAGUCAGGGGGAUGAAGUAGAAAGUGAAGAGAGCUUUUCUGGAAAAAUGGAAAGCCUGUUAGAUCAAGUGGAGCGAGAGAGUUUGUCUGAAGAGGAAGAAGAAGAGGAGGAGGAAGAAGAGGAGGAGGAGGAAGAAGAGGAGGAGGAAGAAGAAGAAGAGGAGGUGGAGGAAAAGAAGAAGAUGAAGGACAAAAAAGAGGUGGAGGAAGAGGAGGAGGAAAAGGAGAAAAAGACAAAGAAAAAGAAGAAGACGGCAGCAGUGGCAGCAGAGGAGGAGAAGGAAGUGUUGGAGAAGGAUGAAAGCAUGAUUAAGGAAGAGCUAGAAAGUUUGAGUGAGAAAGAGAGAGUGGCGCAAAGUUCAAUGGAAGAAGUAGACAAGGAAAAAGAGAUCUUUAAAAAAGAAAUAUUAUUUAAGUUACAAGAAAAAAGAGGAAAGGAUCUAGAAAGAAAAGAAACAGUCCCUUCUGUUAGAAAAAGAACUCCUGAGGUCAAAGACAGGGAUAUCAACCUGGAAAUUCCAAAGAUCCCUUCCAAGAAACUGAUUUCAGUAGCUCUGGGGAGGGAAAAGACUAUACCAGUGCCAGAGUCUAAGAAACAAAUACCCUGGAAAGAUAAGGCCACAGUACUUGAGACACCCAGGAUAUUCCCAGAGACAAAAUUUAUGGAAAAGCAACGUGAGCUAUUGAAGAAAUAUCAGCCCAUUCCUCCACAAGUUUUGGAUACAGUUUUGGAGUCUCAAGAGCCAUAUUUCAAGACCCCAUAUUUAUCCCACAUAUUGAGGAAGAGCAAAAAAGAACAGAAACUCCAAGGCAAACCACUAGGGGAUAGGUGGCAGUGGCUUUCGAAGCAUCAUCCAACUCUGAUGGGACAAACUAAGGUACAAUUACCUGUGCCCCAAAUCCCAGCUGAGGAAGUAUCUGCAGAUGUAAGCCUCUCAGAUAUAGAAUGGAUCCACCAUGUCCUAGAACAGACAGAGUCAGGAAAACAGCUUUCCAGAGAUAGUUUCCACAGAUUGUGUCAGCUUGUCAAAGAUCUUAUCUCAAAGGGAACCUUAGAGUGGAUGCAUCUAGCCAAACUUGAAGCUAUCAUUUACCGUCACAGGCAGGUUCUGGAAUCACAAAGCACAUGUAUCUCAAAACCCAGUACUAAGCUCAUGGGUCCUAAGUACUUGAAAGUGAUCCCUCCUAUAAAAAGAAAGGAAAAGGAAAGCCAUCUAAAACCUUUGGCUUUUUCCUCAUUAGCUAAAAAAAGGAUUCCAGACCCAAAGGCUAUAAAUUGGCAACUUCUAGGAGAACCUUACAGGAGUGCACGGGCAGAGCAGAUAUUCAGUGCCCUUAAGGAUAUGGAGAAGCAACACGUUUAUCCUGCUACAAGAGACAUUGUCACAGGUGCCCAUGCCUCUGUAGAAAAACAAAUGCUAGCACUGAUGUUUCAAAAGGACUUCUGGGCUUUUAAGGAUAAAAGCAGGUUUCCCAGAUUGCCCAAGAUGGAGAAGAUGACACAGCCCAGCUCUAAAAAACAGGAAGAAGUGCCUCUAUGGGAGACAUUUGUGGCACUCUACCAUGUUUUACGGAUGUUGCAGGAGCAAUACGCAGGAGACAGUGCUGCUUGGACAGAAAAAUUCUACCACCUCAUGGACCUGUACCAAUUUAAGUCCCCUGGAAUCCAGAGAUUGCUACAGGAGCUGCUACUGAGAGAGGAACCCCAAUCCCAUAAGAUCAUCUACAAAGAGGCCCUAAAGGCCAUAGAGCUGGUUCCUGGGGAGCGAUUGUUCUACCACUUAUUUUGUGGUCGUUCUCACAUCCCUAGAGGUCCUCUAGAGUUCCAGGAGGUGGUGUCUCUCUCAGGGCAGAACAAUGUGCAUACUAUGCUUCCAAUGGGCAUUGCCCAUUAUGGCAUCUUAGAACUUGCCUGGAAGAGCCUGCCCCAAGCUGAUAUUCACCUCACCAAGGAAUUGACCCACACUGUGGCUCCUACCCCAUAAUUUGGGACUGACUGGACAUCAGGACUUUUCAUUCCCACCUGGAGAAAGGUCUUGCCACCAGAUCUAGACCUUUAUUCCUAGGGCCCAUACAGAGGUAGGGCCAGGCCAAAGCCCUUUCCCUACCCAGCUCCAGAAGCCAGCUUCUAUAUGUGGAAUAAAGAUGAAGUUCCCAUAUCCAACAAGCUCUGUGAUAUGUCCUUUUUCUUCAAAUGUUGCUUCUCCAGAAAUGUAGCCAUGGACACCAGAUACAUACAUA